Molecule: messenger RNA, 4808 nt
Organism: Acanthopagrus latus (yellowfin seabream)
Lineage: Eukaryota; Metazoa; Chordata; Actinopteri; Spariformes; Sparidae
Product: NLR family CARD domain-containing protein 3-like
Exons: 12
Coding region: 519-4169 (1216 amino acids)
Molecular function (GO): protein binding
Source: RefSeq, a predicted model, not a curated record
ACUCACUAAAUGGAGGGAUUUCUCAAGGGAGUCUGGGAGCUCUCCCUCCCUCCUCCUCUCCCUGCUGCUGCUGACUGGAGCUGAUGUGACUUAUAAUAUGUUGGUGUUCAGGUUCUUGUUCAUAAUCAUCAGAUACUUGUUAUCCUGUAAAUUCAAAUGAGUCCAAACACAUGAAUGUGUCUCAACAUUUAUUAUGACGUCAUCAUUUAGUCUGAGCCCUGAUCAUCAACUGCAUGAAGUAGAAAUACGUGACUAAAGUACCUCAGAACUGUAGUUCUUUAUAGUACUGGAGUAAAUGUACUUUCCUCCACUGUUACUGGUGUUUGUACAACAGUGACGUCAGUCGUGUCUGCUGGUUAAACUUCCAGUCUGAUGCUCCAUGACGCCAUCUAGAGGACUGACAGUAGAAGUGCAGCAUUCAUGUGACACUGAUAUGAAGCAGCCAAUCAGAAGAGGAGCAGCUGAUGUUCUGACAGGAGACAUGAUGGAAAGGCUGAUUUCAGUUGAUGUGCAGAUGAAUGAUUUGUGUUUCCUCUCCAGAUGAAAGUGUGUGUGAGAUGAGCAGCAUGAAUCAGUGUGAGGACAGAGAGGAGGGAGGCCCUCCCUCUAAAACCACUGGACCAGGACCAGGACCUGAGCCCAGCUGUGUGUCCUUCAAGAGUGACCAGUCAAAGGAUGAUAUCAUGAAUUUCAAACAAGAACCUUCCUCAGACAGACAGAGACCAGCCUCUACUGGACCUGGACCAGGACCUGGACCUGGACCUGAGCCCAGCUGUGUGUCCUUUAAGAGUGACCAGUCAAAGGAUGAUAUCAUGAAUUUCAAACAAGAACCUUCCUCAGACAGACAGAGACCAGCCUCUACUGGACCUGGACCAGGACCUGGACCUGGACCUGAGCCCAGCUGUGUGUCCUUUAAGAGUGACCAGUCAAAGGAUGAUAUCAUGAAUUUCAAACAAGAACCUUCCUCAGACAGACAAGUCGACCAGGAGAGCUCAGAGGUUCCCAGAGGUCCGUCUGUCCAGCAGCAUCAGACACACCUGGACUCCAUAUUUAUGCUGCUGGAGGAGAACAUUGUCACUUUUGUGAAGAACGAGCUGAAGAAGGUCCAGAAGGUUCUGAGUUCAGAUUACCCAGAAUGCUCAGAGAGUCAGAGGGAGGAUGAGGAGGUGUUGGAUGGUGAGGAUGAAGAGCAGAGGAGGAGCAGCAGAGAGGCAUUUCUGAAGAUCAUACUUCACUUCCUGAGGAGAAUGAAGCAGGAGGAGCUGGCUGACUGUCUGCAGAGCAAAAGUCAUUCUGCAGUUUGUCAGCGUAAACUCAAAUCUAACCUUCAGAAGAAGUUCCAGUGUGUGUUUGAGGGGAUCGCUAAAGCAGGAAACCCAACCCUUCUGAAUCAGAUCUACACAGAGCUCUACAUCACAGAGGGAGGGACUGCAGAGGUCAAUGAUGAACAUGAGGUCAGACAGAUUGAAACAGCAUCCAGGAAACCACACAGACCAGAAACAACAGUCAGACAAGAAGACAUCUUUAAAGCCUCACCUGGAAGAGACGAACCAAUCAGAACAGUGAUGACAAAGGGAGUGGCUGGCAUCGGGAAAACAGUCUUAACACAGAAGUUCACUCUGGACUGGGCUGAAGACAAAGACAACCAGGACAUACAGUUCACAUUUCCAUUCACUUUCAGAGAGCUGAAUGUGCUGAGAGAGAAAAAGUUCAGCUUGGUGGAACUUGUUCAUCACUUCUUCACUGAAACCAAAGAAAUCUGCAGCUUUGAAGAGUUCCAGGUUGUGUUCAUCUUUGACGGUCUGGAUGAGUGUCGACUUCCUCUGGACUUCCACAACACUAAAAUCCUCUCUGAUGCCACAAAAUCAGCCUCAGUGAAUGUGCUGCUGACAAACCUCAUCAGGGGAAAUCUGCUUCCCUCUGCUCGCCUCUGGAUAACCACACGACCUGCAGCAGCCAAUCAGAUCCCUCCUGGGUGUGUUGACAUGGUGACAGAGGUCAGAGGGUUCACUGACCCACAGAAGGAGGAGUACUUCAGGAAGAGAUUCAGAGACGAGGAGCAGGCCAGCAGAAUCAUCUCCCACAUCAAGACAUCACGAAGCCUCCACAUCAUGUGCCACAUCCCAGUCUUCUGCUGGAUCACUGCUACAGUUCUGGAGGAUGUGUUGAAGACCAGAGAGGGAGGAGAGCUGCCCAAGACCCUGACUGAGAUGUACAUCCACUUCCUGGUGGUUCAGGCAAAAGUGAAGAAGGUCAAGUAUGAUGGAGGAGCUGAGACAGAUCCACACUGGACUCCAGAGAGCAGGAAGAUGAUUGAGUCUCUGGGAAAACUGGCUUUUGAUCAGCUGCAGAAAGGAAACCUGAUCUUCUAUGAAUCAGACCUGACAGAGUGUGGCAUCAAUAUCAGAGCAGCCUCAGUGUACUCAGGAGUGUUCACACAGAUCUUUAAAGAGGAGAGAGGACUGUACCAGGACAAGGUGUUCUGCUUCAUCCAUCUGAGUGUUCAGGAGUUUCUGGCUGCUCUUCAUGUCCAUCUGAUGUUCAUCAACUCUGGAGUCAAUCUGCUGGCAACAAACAAACAAACAAAAGACCGUCGAUCUGCAGAGAAACAUCUCUACCAGAGUGCUGUGGACGAGGCCUUACAGAGUCCAAAUGGACACCUGGACUUGUUCCUUCGUUUCCUCCUGGGUCUUUCACUGCAGACCAAUCAGACUCUCCUGCGAGGUCUGCAGACACGGACAGGAAGUUGCUCACAGACCAAUCAGGAAACAGUCGAGUACAUGAAGAAGAAGAUCAGUGAGAAUCUGUCUCCAGAGAGAAGCAUCAAUCUGUUCCACUGUCUGAAUGAACUGAACGAUCGUUCUCUAGUGGAGGAGAUCCAACAGUACCUGAGCUCAGGACGUCUCUCCACAGAUAAACUGUCUCCUGCUCAGUGGUCAGCUCUGGUCUUCAUCUUACUGUCAUCAGAAGAUGACGUGGACAUGUUUGACCUGAAGAAAUACUCUGCUUCAGAGGAGGCUCUUCUGAGGCUGCUGCCAGUGGUCAAAGCCACCAACAAAGCUCUACUGAGUGGCUGUAACCUCUCAGAGAGAAGCUGUGAAGUUCUGUCCUCAGUUCUCAGCUCCCAGUCCUCUAGUCUGAGAGAGCUGGACCUGAGUAACAACAACCUGCAGGAUUCAGGAGUGAAGCGACUGUCUGCUGAACUGAAGAGUCCACACUGUGUCCUUGAAACUCUCAGGCUGUCAGGCUGUCUGAUCACAGAGGAAGGCUGUACUUCUCUGGCCUCAGCUCUGGACUCCAACCCCUCCCAUCUGAGAGAGCUGGACCUGAGUAACAACAACCUGCAUGAUUCAGGAGUGAAGCGACUUUCUUCUGAACUGAAGAGUCCACACUGUGUCCUUGAAACUCUCAGGCUGUCAGGCUGUCUGAUCACAGAGGAAGGCUGUACUUCUCUGGCCUCAGCUCUGGACUCCAACCCCUCCCAUCUGAGAGAGCUGGACCUGAGCUACAAUCAUCCAGGAGACUCAGGAGUGAAGCAGCUGUCUGCUCGACUGGAGGAUCCAGGCUGGAGACUGGACACUCUCAGGGUGGAGCCUGCUGGAGUCCGAUGGUUGACACCAGGUCUGAGGAAGUAUUCCUGUGAGCUCACAGUCGACACAAACACAGUCAGCAGAAACAUCAAACUGUCUGACAACAACAGGAAGAUGACACAUGUGGAGGAGGUUCAGUCAUAUCUUGAUCAUCCAGAGAGGUUUGACUGUCCUCAGCUGCUGUGUAGAACUGGUUUGACUGGUCGCUGUUACUGGGAGGUCGAAUGGAGAGGAAAUGUUUCUAUAUCAGUGAGUUACAGAAGAAUCAGAAGGAAAGGAGACAGUAAAGACUGUUGGUUUGGACUGAAUAAUCAGUCCUGGAGUCUGGACUUCCUCUCCUCCCUCCUCUCCUCCCUCCUCUCCUCCUCCUCCUCCUCCUCCUCCUCCUCCUCCUCCUCCUCUGGUAGAGUAGCAGUGUAUGUGGACUGUCCUGCUGGCACUCUGUCCUUCUACAGAGUCUCCUCUGACUCACUGAUCCACCUCCACACCUUCAACACCACAUUCACUGAACCUCUUUAUCCUGGAUUUGGACUCUUGUGGACCAGUCCUGGUUCCUCAGUGAGUCUGUGUGGUGUUUAGUGUGCAGAGUCUCCUCCUGUCACAGAAACAUUGUCAGUGCUGAACAGUUGAGUCUGUACAGGAUCACAGUCACAUCAAUCUUUCAGCUUCUUGUAAUAAAUUCAUCAUCAACUUUGUACAAAAUGAUUCAAACUGAUUGAAAAGAUUCUUCAUUUACAUUUGAAACUUCUUUCGUUGACUUGUACUUUCUGUCAUGUGUUGUUUUGAAUUCUGGCUCUUGUUCCAAUAAAAUCCACAACUAUCAGUGAAAUGUAAGAAACAGAAAACAUUGACUCGUCUGCAGCUUUAAUUGUAAAGAAUCAUUGUGAACAAAGUUGUAAAUGGACAGUAAAAUCUGAUCAAAUGUACUCGACACUCCACCUGAAACGCUCUGACUUGUUUCAUGUGUUUGUAAUGAUGAAACUAAAAGUUUGAUGGUGUUGGUUAACACAUGUAAUUAUGUCCGUAGUGACAGAGUCAUAAACUGCACAACAUCUCUUCAUUUCUGUCUGAUUAUUAUAUGAGAAGAAAACACAUUUGAAUGACAAUCAUUGUGUUUCUCUCCGUGUUUUGUGGCUGUUGAAGUCCGGCUGUAUUUUCAGGACGUUUGUUGGAUUUGAAUCUCAUCUGUGAAAAUAAACAGCUGUGAGAAAAGGUUAA